UUAUUAUAUAUUGUAAAUUGUAAAUUGUUAAUGACGUGCUCUCUUAUAUUACACGUACAAGAAGUAAGGUUAUGUUUUUAUUUUGACAUAUAUAAAAAUAAGUUAUAUUUUCAAUAAUUAAUCAUUAUGGAAGCUAUAUGGAACGACAAGCAAUUAGAACGCCCUCCCAAUGCGGUUUGUCAUGUUGAACGUCAAAAAUUUGAUGCAGCUGCAUUUUUAUUAACAUUGGACAAAAUUGUAAAGGAUUUAACUUCUCAAGAAAUGUUGCAUAAAGAAGCAGCAAUUUUAAGUAGAUUAAUUUAUCGUAUGAAAAGAAAAUUUCGAAGUGACAAAGGCUUGAAAUCAAUGCUUAAAGUAAACAAAGCAUUGCUCAGAUAUUUAUCAUUGUCACUUGAAAAAGAAUAUGAAAAUUUGAAGAAUCAUGUUGAAAUAGAUCAAAAAUAUAUUACAUUAUCAAGUAAACAAAUGGUAGAAUAUGUUUUAGUUAAAACACAGGGCUUUGCAAAACUUAUGUUACAUUUAGAAGAGGUUUCUAGACACGCUGCAUAUUUUUUUAAAUGUAGAAUAGCUUUAGGUCAUGCUUGGUCCGUUGGUAUUAUUUCAUAUGCCGUUAUUAGUAGAAUAUGGAUUUUAUCAAGACAUUUACUUAAAAAAGUAUGUAUAUGGUAUAAUGACUUAUAUCAGUAUCUACACUUAUUUGAAAUUGUUGGAUUACCUUGGCUACCUGAAAACUAUGAACUUGCAGAUGAUCUAAAAUCAUGGCUAUUAGUACCAUGGAUAGAUGAAUCUACACCAAGUGUUCCCAAUGAUUAUGGAUUAAAAAAUACAAUGUUUAAAUUAAUUACUCCUUAUGAUUCAGAUGAAGAUUUAGCUUUUAACAAUAAAGAAACAAAAUCUGAAAAUACAGUUUCUUCUUUGGGAAAUAAAAAUAUUUCAAAUAAGAUUGCAACUGUUAUUUCUAAUAAUGAUACAGGAGAAAUUGUAGAUCGUCAUGCUUUUGAAUUAGAAUGUAUUCAGAACUCAUCAAUAACUGCUGAAAAGAAACAUAAAGAAAUCACAAAUGUUGAUAAAGCAAAUGAAAAAGAAAAAGUAGCAAAUUUUAUGAAUAGCCAUCGACAGUUUUGUGUCGAAAAUUUAGGAAAAGAUUUUAUAAUUGAAAAAAAGAAGAAAAAUUCUAAAAUAAAAAUAAAAAAAUUGGGAAAAAAAGAAAAAUUAAUUACUUUCGAUAAUAUUAACAAUAAGUCAGAUUUAAAAUUACUUCUAAACAGAACAUCAUAUCCUGGUUUGGAUAAAUUACAAUGGAAUGUAAUUAAAAAUAAAAGCAAAAAAUUAUUAGAUAAGUUGGAGAGUUGUUCUGAUGAAAUCAAACAAUCAAUUCUAUUUAAAAAGGUAAUAAAACGUAUAAAAAAUUGGAUUGCUUAAAUAUAUAUUGUGUGUGUAUCGAACGGAAAAA
Molecule: messenger RNA, 1453 nt
Organism: Frieseomelitta varia
Lineage: Eukaryota; Metazoa; Arthropoda; Insecta; Hymenoptera; Apidae
Exons: 5
Coding region: 127-1422 (431 amino acids)
Biological process (GO): positive regulation of Notch signaling pathway
Cellular component (GO): nucleus
Source: RefSeq, a predicted model, not a curated record